This is a messenger RNA of Pelobates fuscus (common spadefoot toad), 1202 nucleotides long. Its product is annotated as prostaglandin-E(2) 9-reductase-like. Lineage: Eukaryota; Metazoa; Chordata; Amphibia; Anura; Pelobatidae. The record is from RefSeq and is a predicted model, not a curated record. The transcript is spliced from 9 exons. Gene Ontology annotation, biological process: steroid metabolic process. Gene Ontology annotation, cellular component: cytosol. Gene Ontology annotation, molecular function: aldose reductase (NADPH) activity; ketosteroid monooxygenase activity; steroid dehydrogenase activity. Bases 66 to 1040 code for a protein of 324 amino acids.
GGCACAUAACUGCAUGACUUCAUACUCCACAAUUUCUCAUUUGUGAGUGAAGCUUAACAAAAGGCAUGGAUCUAAAAUCAGAUUCUUACAUUGUUAUGAAUGAUGGAAAUAAAAUUCCGGUGAUUGGCUUUGGCACUUAUGCUUCAGAAAAUUUUCCGAGGAACUUGAUGGAAGAUGCUACAAAGGUGGCUAUUGAAGUUGGAUAUCGCCACAUUGACUGUGCCUAUAUUUAUGGCAAUGAAGCAGAGGUUGGCAAUGCCAUAAGAGCAAAGAUUGCAGAUGGUACAGUUAGAAGAGAAAACAUAUUCUACACUGGGAAACUCUGGAACACAUUCCAUAGUCCUCAUCUGGUCAGACCAGCUCUAGAAAAAUCUCUUCAGCAGCUGCAGCUUGACUAUAUGGAUCUAUUCCUUAUUCAUUUACCAACUGGUCUCAAGCCAGGUGAUGAUCUAAUGCCUGUUGAUGAAAAUGGUCAUUACAUUUUUCAUUAUACAGAUCUGCGAGAGACUUGGGAGGCUCUGGAGGAAUGUAAAGAUGUUGGACUGGUGAAGUCCAUUGGUGUCUCCAACUUUAGUCGCAAGCAGUUGGAGCUAAUCCUUAGUAAGCCUGGACUGAAGUACAAGCCAGUUUGCAAUCAGGUGGAAUGUCACAUAUACUUAAAUCAGAAAAAACUGCUUGAGUUCUGUAAGUCUCAGGAUAUUGUGCUUGUGGGGUACAGUAUGCUGGGAACCAGCAGGGAGGGGAAAUGGAUUGACCAGAAUUCACCCAUUCUUCUUGAAGAUCCAGUGUUAAAGUCCAUCGCUAAAAAGCACAAGAAAUCCCCAGCUCAGGUGGCCUUGAGAUAUCAUCUGCAGAGGCACAUCAUAGUCUUGGCAAAGAGCUUUACUACUGCCAGGAUCAAAGAAAAUUUCCAGGUCUUUGACUUCCAGCUGCCCCCAGAUGAUAUGGAAGCACUUGAAGGACUAAACCAAAACCUGCGCUAUGUUCCAGCAAAAUUAUUUGAGGCUCACCCAAAUUAUCCUUUCCACGAUGAAUACUGAAGAAGAUGAGGCAGAAAGCCAUGAAGAUGCCAUCUUUUUUGCUUUUGUUUGUUGACUCUUACUCUGUGUUUUUUUCAUGGCAAUUAAAAAGAACAUAUUUAAAAGACAAUUCUAGUCUUUGAAGAUGUCAUUCUGUGAAAUAAGCUUAAUUGCAUAUUAAGC